AUGUAUCAGCUGGAGAGCGUUCCUAGUUCAAGUUUGGUCCAUAACUCAUUAGUUGAUGAUCAGCUAGAUUGUGAUGCUAUGACAAUGGAUCCCAUCAACGGAGGGAACAGUCUCAACAACAACCCUAAUCUUGCCUCAAAGCAACGAUUGCGUUGGACUCAUGAGCUUCAUGAACGCUUUGUUGAUGCUGUGGCUCAGCUUGGUGGGCCAGAUCGGGCUACACCUAAAGGUGUUCUCAGAGUCAUGGGCGUGCAAGGCUUAACAAUAUACCAUGUUAAAAGCCAUUUACAGAAAUAUCGACUUGCAAAAUACCUUCCCGACUCCUCAUCUGAUGGGAAAAAAGCGGACAAGAAGGAAACAGGGGAUAUGCUUUCCAAUUUGGAUGGUUCAUCUGGGAUGCAAAUUACAGAAGCACUCAAGCUGCAGAUGGAGGUGCAAAAGCGUCUACAUGAGCAAUUGGAGGUGCAGAGACAGUUACAAUUACGCAUAGAAGCCCAAGGGAAGUAUUUGAAGAAGAUAAUUGAAGAGCAACAACGAUUGAGUGGAGUUCUUGGAGAUGUGCCUGGCUCAGGGGUCUCUGCCCCAGUAUCAGGUGACAACUGCCCAGAAUCUGACAACAAGACAGACCCAGCAACCCCUGCCCCAACUUCUGAAUCACCCCUCCAAGACAAAGCUGCUAAGGAACAUGCCCCAGCAAAAAGCCUUUCAAUUGACGAAUCAUUCUCUUCUCAGCAUGAACCAUUAACGCCAGAUUCACGUUGCAAUACUGGUUCCCCGGCAGAGAGCCCUAGAGGGGAGAGGUCAAUGAAGAAGCAACGGGUAAGCAUGGGUAUGGCAUAUGGUAAACCAGAGAUGGUUCUUACACACCAGAUACUGGAGUCCAGCUUAAAUUCCUAUCCCCAACCACACACUGCCUUCCUGACUAGAGAGCAGUUUGAUCCUUCAUCUGGGUUAUCGAUGGGAAACGAAGAUCAAAUGGAGAAGGUUUCAGGCAGUGAUCUUUAG
Molecule: messenger RNA, 1005 nt
Organism: Dovyalis caffra
Lineage: Eukaryota; Viridiplantae; Streptophyta; Magnoliopsida; Malpighiales; Salicaceae
Source: the annotation of a GenBank genome assembly